Doryrhamphus excisus (bluestripe pipefish) is the source of this 7000-nucleotide messenger RNA. RefSeq names its product terminal uridylyl transferase 1, U6 snRNA-specific (gene tut1). NCBI's taxonomy places the organism in Eukaryota, Metazoa, Chordata, Actinopteri, Syngnathiformes, Syngnathidae. Gene Ontology annotation, biological process: RNA 3'-end processing. Gene Ontology annotation, molecular function: poly(A) RNA polymerase activity; RNA binding. Gene Ontology annotation, cellular component: nuclear speck. The record is from RefSeq and is a predicted model, not a curated record.
UCUUUUCGAGGCGUACCCGGAAGAUAACGCGCUCUUUACGUUGGAGGGAGAUUUGAGAAGCGCAUGGAGGACGGCCUUUUUUUCUCUUAUCUGUUUUUUUACAAAUAUUAUUUACGACCAGAAUGGAGUCAGAGAACGACAUAAAAACGACACCCAGAGGUUUUCACUGUGUCUUGUGCAAAGUCAACUUGCCAAACCAACCAAGUGUGGAUCAGCAUAUCAAAGGACGGAAACACCAGACAUUGAACAAUGUGCGAACCACCAGGAAGACCCAGGAGGAGCACAGCGUUUUUGUCAGCGGCAUCAAACCUGACAUCUCUCACACUGAUCUGACUGAGUAUUUUCAACAAUUUGGCCCAGUCUCGGAUGUCAUCAUGGACAAAGACAAGGGCGUGUUUGCCAUUGUGCAGUUCAGUGAGACGGAGAGCAUUCAAGCAGCCUUGGCCUGUGUAGAGCACCGAAUGAAAGGCCUGAAUCUGCGUGUCAAGCCCAGAGAGAAGAAGGACUUCAAGUACAUUCCCAAAAAGAAGAACGACUUGGAGAACCUCCAGCAAGUUCUGGACCGCCUAAAACCCCAACUGUGUCAGCUUUCCUCUGUGAAUACUCAGAUGCAGUUCGUUAUGGAGCGUUUCCAGCUUGGAGAAAAUGAACAGAAAUCCCGCAGCUUGUUGGUGCUACUCUUGCAGGAGGUCUUUGUGGAGUUUUUUCCAGACAGCCAAAUUCUGCCAUUUGGCUCAUCCGUUAACACAUUUGGCAUCCAUUCCUGCGACCUGGACCUGUUUCUAGACUUGGAGAACACCAAGGUUUUCCAGGCCCGAGCCAAGUGUCCCUCAGAGCAGGCAACUGAGGCCAUGUCAGAUGACGGCCGCUCCGAGGACUCCAUCCUGUCUGAUAUCGACCUGUCCACUGCUUCUCCCGCCGAGGUUCUGGACCUCGUGGCGGCCAUCCUGAGAAGGUGUGUGCCCAGCGUGCACAAAGUCCAUGUGGUCAGCAGCGCUCGUCUCCCAGUGGUGAAGUUCCAUCACCGUGAGCUCAACCUGCAGGGAGACAUCACCAUCAACAACAGACUCGCGGUAAGGAACACCCGUUUCCUCCAGCUCUGCUCCGGUACAGAAGACAGACUGAGGCCUCUAGUGUACACCAUCCGCUACUGGGCCAAACAGAAACAACUCGCAGGUAACCCCAGUGGCGCCGGCCCACUGCUGAACAACUACGCUUUAACGCUGCUCGUCGUCUUUUUCCUGCAAAACUGUGAGCCUCCCGUUCUCCCCACGGUGGACCAGCUCAAAGACUUGGCCUGUGAAGAAGAGGAGUGCGUGAUUGAAGGUUGGAACUGCACCUUCCCCAGUCAACCCAUUGCUGUGCCACCGAGCGGAAACACACAAGAUUUAUGCACUCUGCUCGCUGCUUUCUUCUCCUUCUAUGCCAAGUUUGAUUUUGCCAGCAGUGUCAUAUCUCUAAGGGGGGGGCAUGCACUCCCAAUUACAGAUUUCCUCUGCCAGAGGGAAAAAACAGAGGCCACAGAUGAGCAGAAACCCAGCAAGCCCAAUCAAAGUGGACCAAAACUUGGACCCCUCAACAUUUUGGACCCUUUUGAGCUUUCUCACAACGUAGCAGGCAACCUGAACGAGCGCUCUCAGAGAUGUUUCCAGAAGGAGUGUCAGGAGGCUGAGAAGUACUGCAGGAGCCUGCAGUACCUGCGCAAGUCCACCAAGGGGAAGUCCUGGGGGCUGGUGCGCUUGUUCACCCCGCACGGCGCCACACAGACCAAACCAGAGGAGCUGACCAUCAGCAUUCCUUUCAAAUCGGCUGCGCUCCCGGCGGCCCUCCGCAGUCGGCUGCACACGGCAGGAGAUGGUUUCCGUCUGCUGUGGUUUGAGAAGGUGUGCACCUGUGUGGAACGAGUGUUUCGGAGCAUUCUCCGAUGUCACCUUGCUUCUUCCAUGGAUUUCGCCCUCGCAAAGGAGUCGGCUGCGGAUUUAUCUGCCGAAAUGGAAACCAGCGCAUCCUCCCUCAACACGUCGGCCAACGACAGCCAUGACAGUGUCGAGUCCACCGAGGGCACAGCUGCCGCUGGCAUCAAGCGACGACUGUCUUCUGGCAGCGAUGCUUCGGUUUCCCCUCAAGGCAAAAAGCCACGGAUAUCCAAAAGGGGCAAAUGUGAGCCCCCCCAUUGGCUGUGGGUGCAGAAACACCUUGUGUGGGCCGGCAGGAGGAAAGUGAGACGUGAACUCAUCAAGGAGACGGACUCCAGGCCCGAGGGCAGCUGCAUGGAGAUGGAGUCCCAGGUCACGGCGCACAUCAUCCAGAAGGAACCGGAGCUGAAGAACCCGCUGGAGUUCAAGGUUCAGCCCCAGAUGGUGGGGGGCACCGAAAGCAUGAAGGCGGUGUUGAGGUUGGAACCAUGCUGCGACACAGCUGGAGUCUUUCAAGACUUUUUUCAUUUCCUGGAAGCUUUCCUCCCCAAGAUGGUGGAGACACUGCUGGAGAAAGAAGAGGAUGGAACCUAAAACAGGCCACCGUUUCGAUUUAAAGAUGUCUUUGUUUUGAGUCCGCAUGAAAGAAAGAAAGAGUGAAAGAACCGUCCAGAGGAGCAGGAGCUGCUGAGGCUUUGUAUUGACCAGCCAGUUAGCUUAGCCAGGAUAUUUUAGUUGAUCAUUUAUUGUUUGAGGUUAGCCAACUAUUAUGUUUAAGACGUGGCUUGAUUUUUAGUACAUUUAUGUUGAAGGAAUCAGUGAUGCUCUUAUGGACAAAUCAUGUGAUUCGGUCAUCAAAAAUAAUUAAUAAAUAUUUAAAAAAAAAUGUUACUAGUCGUUGUAUUUUCAACGGUCGACAUGGCAGCCGAUGACUCUUUUUUUAUCCAAUCAGCUGUCUGCUCAUGCAACACAGACAAAUGACAGCAAUUACUCACUCAGACAGACGCUUUUAUUGCAGCCGGUCAGGCCGCAGGUGAGGGAUGCUCGAUGCUCAGUGCUCCACUGUGCUGAUUAACGUCAUUCAUCUCCCCUUUUUACGUAGACGAAGCAGGAUAAUUGGACUUCUGUUCCUAUUAAGUACACUCGUUUGUGCUUAAUUGGAUCUGUGAUGAAGAAAACUAAUACUACAAUAACAAAGUCAAUACAGGAGACCUUCCAAAAAAAAAAAAUUGAAUCUUCCGGGUCCGGAAGCAGCAAAACAGCCCCAGACCAUGAUACUACCACCACCAUAUUUUACUGUCGGCAUUUCUUUUACGCUAAAUGCACUUCAACAUUUGUCUCGUCAGACCACAGAGUAUUUUCCCAAAGUUCUUGGGAAUCAUCAAGUGUGGCAUCAUGUACAAAAACAUGUACAAAUUGUAAUCACCAUCCAUGGGUCCACCAGGGUCGCGGGAGGUUAGCUAAUGUCUUCAAGAUAUUUACAUCAAAAUCAUCUAUUUAUAAAAUGGAUUUAGGCAUUUUAGCCUAAAAAUAAUAUAUUUUGAAAUAAACAAAAGACUAAGAUCACUUAAAACAACAAAGUUGCCUUUUACUCACUAUCUGAACAACACUUUUUGGACAUUGGCUUUGUAAGUCUUCAGGAGGUUUGCCACCAGCCGCUUAUAAUUAUUUGCCUUGUAGCUUCCAAGCAACUUUAUUUCUGCUACCAUUAAUUUGUACUUCUGACUUGUUUGGGUAAGUAAAGCUUAUUCUGAUAAUUAAUGUACGUAUAUACCGUAUAAUAAAUGGUGUUAUUAGACAAAGAAUGGCUGCUAGUCUGUUGCAUUUGGAAAGUUCCAUCACAUAAAAUUACAACUUUUUUUUUUCCCAAAUAUAAAUAUUGUUUCCGGUUUCCCUUCAUAAAACCAAGUUUGUCAUUUCUCUGUUGAUAUUCUCCUUGUAGCAAGUGUCACUUUUAAACAUCCGCUUUCCCCUGCGUUAUCCUUCCGGCUACUUUGAUAUUACCUUUCCGUUUCUUUAAAGCCACUAUUGAUGUAUGAGCACAGUCUCGCACCUCUGAGCCACAGAAUCAAAGUGAUUGAUACCAAAUUAUGAAUGUUUGCUUCCAGGUGUCCCAAAAACAAGGAAGCGGACUCAGGAAGCGAUGUUCAUCUAAGCACAGUUUGGUUGUCAAUUGUAAAUUGAUGACCAAGUUGUGAUGCAUGUAUUCUACUAAUUAACAGAAUCAAACUGGAAAGAAGAAAUCAGUUUGUUUACGUUGUGACGUUGAUGCCUGCUAAUGGGUAACAUUGGUCAAGUGUUGCAGAUCGAGAGACCCAUGAUGGUAGUAGGGUUAUGGCGCAUAACAAACACGGGUGCAUUUUAUUGUUGACAUUUUGAAUGCACAUAGAUACCUUGACAAGAUCCUGCGAGGGGGGGCAUGUUGCAAGGAUCUGUACACAAUCCCUUGAUGGUGAAAACGUGGGUUCCUGCAAACGGUAGUCUCAUCAGGUACUGACUGGUUUAUUCAGGUAUUGAUGAUCCAGCGUCUGGUAUACUAUAUCGGGGGUUUGGUAUCUUGCUCAAGUACGCUUUGACAGGACAACAGGGGAACAGUCACUUCCUGAUUCAUGAACAGACUCUUGUAGCGAAGUCCCCAAAUCAAAUCAUCAACCUUUUUCCUGGUCACCGGCGCCAUCCAUCAGAGUUACCUGAAGCUGCCGGCUCACUCAUAAAAGCGAAGCUAUUGUGGCGCUGAUGCUGUAAUUGGCCCACUCUGCGUGCUCUCCCCAGAACAGAUAAAUGGUUCUUAGCGAGGAGCAGGCUUUGAGUAGAGGCUGGUCCUCUUGGGACGGGAGAAUCGCAUGAGACGCUGCUGUUUUGGAAAACACAUGACGUGUACGUUGUAUGUCCAUGCCAGUAAAUAGUCAGCGUCCGGGGGUUUGGGGGGGUUGACUAGCUUGGCCGCCAGCGGUCGCUCCACAGACACUCGGUGGAGCCAUUUCCAGCACAUGCAGUAUAUGGUCAUGAAUUAUCCUCAGUCUCCUGCUUUGUUUUGCGCUGACCUGAGCAAACAGCACAAGCAGCACUUAGUUCACGUUAGCGACUCCCUGACUGAGAUAAAUCUAAAUGAAAAUGCAUCAUCAUUUCCCCCGUUCUGUGCUUUUGACAGGAAGGAAUCAGGCUCUCCCGCAGGAGAUUGCUCUUACUGUGCACCAUGCAUGUGUGUUUAAUCUCUUGCUUGUGUUUGAACUGGGCACCGGUGUGUGUCAUGCAAAUAGAUGAUUCUGCUGUGGAACUCUGUAGAACGUGGUCAGGGUGGUACAGCGGCAAAAAGUUGGUGAAGUAAAGUUCUCCCAUUAGGAUCUCACGCACGUCUCCAUAGGAGGGCUUUAACUGAGCGCUAGCAGCCUGUGAAAGGAUAUCCUCUUCUCUUAUCUGGAGCUGCUCACAUACAAACACCGUGGACAGAUAAUGACUUUGUCCUGUGCACAUCAUUGUCUCUUGUCAUUGACUUUUAUAGCCCGGUAGAGUCAACGCCGAGAUUACUCAGGUAGAAUUAACAAAAUGUUCCGGAAAAGCCACCGUUAGCUGCUGGAAACUGCAAACCGACUGAAAAAUAAAUUAAAUUAAAUUAAAAAUAAAAAAAAACAUGUAUGGUCAUAUCACCUCAUACUUCGGUACGUGACAAAAAAAUAAUUAAAAAUAAAAAAAACAUGUAUGGUCAUAUCACCUCAUACUUCGGUACGUGACAAAAAUAAAAUAAAAAAUAAAUAAAAUUAAAGUAAAAAUUAAAAAAACAUGUAUGGUCAUAUCACCUCGUACUUCGGUAUGUGACAAAAAUAAAAUAAAAUAAAAAUAAAAUAAAAAAAUAAAAAAAACAUAUGGUCAUAUCACCUCGUACUUCGGUACGUGACAAAAAUAAAAUUAAAAAAAUAUAUAAUAGGAAAGCAGGAAGUGAACAAAUGUAACAGUUACUGAUUGUAAAAGUACCAGAUGGAGGGGUAGGAUUUAAUAAGCUUUGCUUCUUCCUACUCCUUUUGGACAUGUGGAACUGGGAACUGAUUAUGGGAUGCAUUCAAUUGUAAUCUGAUGCAUGUUCAAAUGAAAUAAAUUCAUUACCAAUUACCGUAUUUUCUGGACUAUAAGUCACUCCGGAAUAUAAGGCCAAAAAUGCAUAAUUAUGUAGAAAAAAAACAUACAUAAGUCGCACUGGAUUAGUAUAAGUAUAAAUUUUUUGCGGGUAAUUUAUUUUCCAAACUACUUGACCAAAACAGACAUUACGUCCUCUUGGAAGGCAAGCUCUAAGGAACAGCCAACCUAUGAAAAAAAGUGUGACUUACAGUCCGGAAAAUACGGUAUUUAUUUAUUACUUUUUGAACUCAUCAUUUUAUUUUUAGAUCCCAUUUUGCCGGCCAUUAAGAAAACAAUAUAAAAAAAACAUAUUUUGAAUGAAUGAUGGUGCAAUAAUUGCUGAGAGAUGGUCAGAGCAAUCAAUGUAAUCUUCCAAUCCACUUCCAGCCUUUUACGGCAGGCUCGUAUACACUUUGAACUGCUUGUUUAUUGCCAUGCAGGAGGUCCACAGAGGAUGUCAGUGGGGAUUUAUGCCCAAAUCAAGUUGUGUUUUUGACAAGAGCUUGGGGACGAGCAAAUGAAAAACCACCAUUCUAUAAACAGCUCAUGACUGGAGCAGUCCCGACGUCCCGGGGGGGGGCCCUACUAGGGCAACAUAUGUCCUGGUGUACAUAUCUUACAAUCAUAGACCCCCUUGCCUGAGCCAGCAUCUCUCACCUUGCACGCCUGCUCAAGCAUAAAUGUAUCAUUUAAAACACUAUUUAUAAACCUCAUAUACAUACGUAGAUGUAUUUUUUACAAAAUACAUAAUUAAGGAUACUAUAUAGGAAAUAAAUUAAAGGCUGAGCAAGUAAAUAUAAGGAGCUACACAAUUUUACAGAAUUAAAGUUGUAAUAUUAUAAUAAACAAGAUCUCAUAUCUUAUCAAAAUUCACUUAAAUAAUUUUAAUAUAAUUUUUACCCCCUCCAAAUACAUAAUCAGCUCAGUAGUACACUGAAAAAAAGCUUUGUUGAAUGAAUGUAGUUUUGUGG